This is a messenger RNA of Staurois parvus, 290 nucleotides long. The record is from the annotation of a GenBank genome assembly. NCBI's taxonomy places the organism in Eukaryota, Metazoa, Chordata, Amphibia, Anura, Ranidae.
AUGAUGGGGCACUAUUCCUCCUCCCACUGUGAUACCAAUGAUGGGGCCCUAUUCCUCCCACUGACUGACAGCAAUGAUGGGGCACUAUUCCUCCCACUGACACCAAUGAUGGGGCACUAUUCCUCCCACUGACACCAAUGAUGGGGCACUAUUCCUCCCACUGACACCAAUGAUGGGGCACUAUUCCUCCCACUGACACCAAUGAUGGGACACUAUUCCUCCAACUGAUACCAAUGAUGGGGCACUAUUCCUCCCACUGAUACCAAUGAUGGGGCACUAUUCCUCCCAUU